This is a messenger RNA of Sus scrofa (pig), 1432 nucleotides long. RefSeq names its product RNA binding motif protein 34 (gene RBM34). The record is from RefSeq and is a predicted model, not a curated record. NCBI's taxonomy places the organism in Eukaryota, Metazoa, Chordata, Mammalia, Artiodactyla, Suidae. Gene Ontology annotation, molecular function: rRNA binding. Gene Ontology annotation, cellular component: nucleolus. Gene Ontology annotation, biological process: maturation of LSU-rRNA from tricistronic rRNA transcript (SSU-rRNA, 5.8S rRNA, LSU-rRNA).
UCCGGGGCGGAAGGGGCGUGGCUCCGAGUGCGCAGGGGCAGGGACCCGGAAGUGCGGCCUAGCCUGUUGCAGCGGUCUGGGAGCUUUCGGGUAAGAAUGGCGCCGGAAGGGAAGAACAAGCGGAAGAAAAAGCAGAGCGCGCAGGAGGGAGAGAACGUGGACGGCGGCAGUCGUGGGAAUCUGGCCGGAGGCUAUCUGAUUGGACAAGUCGCCAACAGUUUAUCCCAAGGCAAGAGGCCCUCCGGAGGCAGCGCCGGCCGGCUGGCUUCCCUCUUCAGCUCUUUGGAGCCUCAGCUUCAACCCCUGUACGUGCCUCUGCCUAAAGAGACCACCAAAAAAAGGAAACAGGAUGAGGAGGAAGCACGUUCAUCCCAAAUUCAAAGACCACUUUUACAAGAACCUGCAAAAACAGUGAAAGUGAAGAAGAAACUUUCUGAUGCAGACAAAAAGUUGGCAAACAGAGAAAAUGCUUUAGCAAGUGCUGAUUUAGAAGAAGAAAUUCGCCAGAAACAAGGACAGAAAAGGAAAAAUUCUCAAUCUGGUGUUACAAUAGCACUUGAUGAUGUAGAUCAGACAGUUGUAAAUCCAAGAAGGAAAAUCCAAACCAACAAAGAAGAAGAGAGAUUAAAGAAUGAGAGAACUGUGUUUGUUGGGAAUUUGCCAGUCACCUGUAAUAAGAAGAAACUGAAGUCAUUUUUUAAAGAGUAUGGACAAAUAGAAUCUGUACGAUUUCGUUCUCUGAUUCCAGCAGAAGGAACUUUAUCCAAAAAGCUGGCAGCAAUAAAACGUAAAAUUCAUCCAGAUCAGAAAAAUAUUAAUGCUUACGUUGUGUUUAAGGAUGAGAGUGCUGCUGCAAAAGCAUUGGAAAGAAAUGGGGCCCAAAUUGCAGAUGGAUUUCGUAUUAGAGUGGAUCUUGCAUCUGAGACCUCAUCUAGGGACAAGAGAUCAGUGUUCGUGGGGAAUCUCCCAUACAAAGUUGAAGAAUCUGCUGUUGAGAAACACUUUCUGGACUGUGGGAGCGUUGUGGCUGUAAGGAUCGUGCGAGAUCCAGUGACAGGAGUUGGCAGAGGGUUUGGCUACGUGCUCUUUGAGAAUACAGAUGCUGUUCAUCUUGCUCUGAAAUUAAAUAAUUCUGAACUGAUGGGAAGAAAACUGAGAGUCAUGCGUUCCAUUCAUAAAGAAAAAUUAAAACAAAAUUCAAAUCCUGGUUUGAAGAAUGUCAAUAAAUCUAAGGAUGGACUUAAUUUUCCUUCAAAAAAUGUGCAACGUUCUAAAAGUUUAUAUGUUGGAGAAAAAGCUGUUCUUAUUAAGAAGAAAAAGAAAGGACAGAAGAAAAGUGGACGAUUUAAGAGACAGAAAAAUCAGAAGUAGCAAUGUGAAGCUUUUUUUUUUCCACUGACUAUUGGAUAAUAAAAAAGUGUGGAUAAAUCAA